This is a messenger RNA of Marasmius oreades (fairy-ring Marasmius), 3501 nucleotides long. RefSeq lists its product as uncharacterized. Gene Ontology annotation, molecular function: glucosidase activity. The transcript is spliced from 13 exons. Bases 256 to 2961 code for a protein of 901 amino acids. Gene Ontology annotation, biological process: (1->6)-beta-D-glucan biosynthetic process; fungal-type cell wall organization. Lineage: Eukaryota; Fungi; Basidiomycota; Agaricomycetes; Agaricales; Marasmiaceae. Gene Ontology annotation, cellular component: plasma membrane; endoplasmic reticulum membrane. The record is from RefSeq and is a predicted model, not a curated record.
CACCAGCCUGCGUCCAUCAUCUCUUUCCUUCCACGGUGACGACCUACCUCUAUCCUUCCCUCCCACUCCGCUCGUCGUGGUUUCCGUCGUUAAAAACCCUUUCCUCGUUGUCGUCCGUGACUUUUGACUCUUUUGGCUCAUCCUGAAGGAGCGGAUUCUUGUCAUUUGGGCUCCACUGUCUUAUCCUCGUCUUUGACACACCCAUACCCUCAGCAUCCCUCAUCUGAAUUCUCCCCAUCCUUGUCACAUCACACCAUGUCUGUGAGCUCCAAUAACCCUCCCGACCACAGCGACACACCGUCUGUGAGCUCGGAAGAAGCUGGAAAUCCGUUCACUCAAAAUGUUGUAUCGAGCUCAGCAAUGUCGAGUGCAGGAAGCCUGGUGGCGCCCAUCGAUGUGGUGACCGGCGCAGAUGCGAACAGAGAAAUGGCAAACAAUGCUGGUGUAGGGAGUGGUGGGAUAACCGCCGGAAGCGCAACAUCUAGAAGUACUGUAGCUCACUCAGCAUCGAGACCAGUGUCAAGAGGCAGUUCAGUGCAUCUUAGUGGUUCUAAUGGACCGCCCCGGAUUCCAUCGACAGUCUCUUCAGGCGCUAGUUCAAUAAUGCCAAGCGGUUUCGCCAGUUCCUCCAUUUACAAUCUUCCUGCUGGCGGUAAAGGUUCUAUGGUUCUGUACAGGUUAGCCGACCCGACCUCCCCCCACCCUCCGGGGCUACCAUCUUCAGCGUAUCCAGGAAGCAAUCCCCAGUCUGCCACUAACUCUAACAGAAAUUCUUCUGCUUCCGACUCCGUCAACGUAGCGUUAAUACCUCCCAUGAAACCGUUUGGUGGAGGCGGUUCGAAUAGAUCGAGUGUCGUAAGCUUUGGAUUGGGCUAUGGAGAGGAUACGGAUAACAAGUAUCCUAGCCUGCGGGAACACCCUUCCAUGGGAUUAUUGAGUGUCAGAAGCGACGGAACAGGAACCUCGAACGGCACGGUUGCAGGUUACGGCUUCGGUGGUCUUUCACUGACGACUGCAGCCCGGAUUGCAAAUGCCGAAUCCCAAUCGCCCUUUUCCCACCAUCCCAUCCAUCCACCCAACCUUUCGCCUCCGACUCCCGCCCAUUCUCCUGGCCUAGGAAACCCACGUCCAGCGUUUAGUAACGCCUCGGGAAGCACACCAGGAACACCUAACACACCAAUGUUCUCGCCUUUGCCUUUGAACGCUCCGCGUGGGCUGAUACCUUACGCUUAUGAUCCUGCUGUGGAUUCUCUUUUACCGGAUGACGAUGAGGAUGUGUUACAUGAUCCAAGUGCAAGUCUGGAGGCCGAGAAGAAGUUAUACUCGAAGGGUGGACUUUUGUAUCACAAUGGUAAUAGGAAGGGUGGUUCUUCGUCUUGGUCUUGGAGGGGGAUCUGGAAUCUAGGGUUGCUUGCAUUGAUGUUACUGGCCUUGAUCGCACUGUUUUUGCUCUAUCCCGUCAUCACUGAGCUACACUCAAGAGCUCGCAACGACGCCAUCAAUGGCAAUAUUAGAGUGAACGCUACUGGCCAAGCGCCGGUCUUGCCUAACGUUAGAGAGCUGGUUGAUAAGGAAACACCUCAAAGCGCCCGAACCCGAAAAGGAUUUGACGGCGAGGAAUAUGAAUUAGUGUUCAGUGAUGAGUUCAAUGAGGAUGGACGAACGUUUUGGCCAGGAGAUGACCCGUAUUUUGAAGCGAUGGACUUCUGGUAUGGUGUUACGGGUGACUCGGAAUGGUAUGAUCCUCAGCAGGUAACGACGCGGGAUGGUGCACUUGUCAUCACAAUGGAUAGUGCCGAUACUCUGACUCCCGGGUUAACCCCCGGUUCAACAGCUCCAUUCACCCCUGACGAAAAUCACAAUUUGGCUUAUCGUAGCGGCAUGCUGCAGAGCUGGAAUAAGCUUUGUUUCACAAACGGUUAUGUUGAAAUCAGCGUUACAUUGCCUGGCCCGAAUGGUGAAGCUGAGGGCUAUUGGCCAGGAGCUUGGACGAUGGGGAACUUGGGACGACCGGGCUAUCGAGCUACUACUGAUGGGAUGUGGCCUUAUAGCUAUGACGCAUGCGAUGUCGGUUCUUUCCCGAAUCAGACAAUGAAGGACCAAUCUGGACCCGCUGCAGCGUUAUCUAGUGAACGUAGCUGGCCUCAAUACGACAUGAAGCUCAGCGUUCUGACUGGACAACGGUUGAGCGCGUGUAGCUGCCCAUCUUCAGAUCAUCCUGGGCCAUGGUUGGACAAAGAGAACCGGUACCGUGGACGCGGUGCUCCAGAGAUCGAUAUCAUUGAAAUUCAGAAAGACCAAAAGACGGACCCCAUUACUGACAUCCGACUACCUGGGAAUGUUGCCAGUCAAAGUGUCCAGUUUGCCCCGUUUUCUCAUGAUUACACGAUCGUCGAAAACAACAACACCCUCACCAUUUACAACGCAAGCAAUACCUAUACCAACCCGUACCACGGCUCACCUUUACAGCAAGCUGUUUCAGGCUUGACGAAGGUCCCCGCAGACGGGUAUCAGGGGGUGCCCAAUCAGAGGUAUGUUACAUAUGGUUUCGAAUAUUGGUCGGACAUCAACGACCGCGACAACGGACAUAUUACUUGGCAAAUUGACGGAAAGCAGUCCGUGACACUUAGGCCUGGUGUAGUUGGCCCUGAUACAGGUGCUGGAGGUUCACAAGUUGGCCAAAGGUUAGUACCGGAAGAGCCGAUGGCUAUGGUGUUGAACUUGGGCAUCAGUCAGAACUGGCAAAACAUUCGUUUGAAUACUCUCAAGUUUCCGGCUGAGAUGGCAUUCGACUACGUUCGUAUAUAUCAACGAAAAGGCCAACAGAAUAUCGGAUGUAACCCUAAGGAUUAUCCUACUACGGAUUAUAUCAGUCGUCAUUUGGAUCAAUAUUCUGACUCUAAUAAAACGCUGUGGGAAUACCAAAAGCCAUUAAACCGCCUAUACGAUGGGUGCUCAUAGGCAUAGGUGUAACCGAAAGGAACGGAGGUAUAUCAUGCGCCCCUCCUCAUUUGUAUCGAAACUUCCGCUUUCCUAUCUUCCAUGGACGGUUUCUUUGACUGUAAAAACAUUCUUUCCCUUUCCAUCUCAUCAGCAUCGGACAUUUAACUUAACAUAUAUACGACGCCCUCAUUGCCACACCUUACUCUAUCACCCUUUCACUCAUGUGUUCAAUUCUUUCUUCGUCGGAGGUUAUUGUGUCUACCAGGCUGACCCUGAGUACAGAGUUCUGUUUCCAAUGUACCUUUCUUCUGUUUUCUAGCUCCCAAAGAUAAAGUGUUGGUGAACUCCCAUCUUCCUCGUUCAUUAUCACUGCCCUCGUUAUCCCAUCACUCUUUACAGAUUAGCCACGUCAAUUUAGAGAUAUUUGGCUUCCACAACAGACGAUAUGUUUUCCAUCUGCGAUGACUCUUGGAGCAUACUUUUAGAUACGUACGCUAUCCUGCCUGAGCUCUUCGACCGCUCCUCGACUGGGAACAGAUCUAGACUCGAAUACUUAUC